This is a messenger RNA of Helianthus annuus (common sunflower), 1873 nucleotides long. RefSeq names its product protein NPGR2. The record is from RefSeq and is a predicted model, not a curated record. The transcript has 3 exons. Bases 1 to 1725 code for a protein of 574 amino acids. Lineage: Eukaryota; Viridiplantae; Streptophyta; Magnoliopsida; Asterales; Asteraceae. Gene Ontology annotation, molecular function: protein binding.
AUGCAAACACUAAAGUCUUUUUUUUUUUAUUUAUUAAUUGCAGAAGCUGCUGAAUCAUGCAAAGUUACUCUGGACAUUAUCGAAUCAUCGUUACCAGAUGGUUUGCCAGAAAACCUUGAUACCGACAAUAAAUUGCAAGAUACUCUAACCAACACACUCGAAUUACUUCCGUAUCUAUACCAACUUGCUAACUCGCACCACGAAACAAUCUUGUCAUACCGGCGGGCCUUACUUCGUCACUCAAAGUACCUCAACAAUCAAACAAUAGCAAAAAUUCAAAAGGAGUUUGUUCUUUAUCUGCUCUACUGUGGAGGAGAAGAAGCUUAUCCACCUAACUUAGUGCUCAAAACCGACGCUUCAUUCGUACCAAAAAAUAACAUAGAAGAAGCUAUUCUACUUUUAAUGAUUCUGCUAAGGGAUGUUUCCUUAAAGAAAAUCGAGCGCGAUCCAUCUAUUUUAGAUCAUCUUUCUUACGCGUUAUCCAUUGCUGGUGGACUCGGGCCUUUGGGUAAACAACUGGAAGAAUUGCUUCCGGGGAUCAUUGACGAUAAUGAAAAGUACUUACUUUUAGCUCUAUGUUGUUAUGGAACGGGUGACGCUUCGGCUGCUUUAAAUUUGCUGAAAAUUAUAUACAAAGACGAUCAGAAUCCGAAUUGCGGGUUGCCUUUAUUACUGGCUUCAAAAAUUCAUGUGGAAAAUCCCAACUCGUCGGAAGGUGUAAUGACCGCAAAGAGAGCUAUUCAGGUUUUAAAAGAUAAAAGCGAUGACCGUGUUGGCGUUGGUUAUUAUUAUUUGGGUGUCUCACUUUCAGCAUGGUCGAGAUCGGAAGUGACGGAGUGUAAUAGAGUUGAUAGACAACAUGAAGCACUAGAGUGUUUAGAAACAGCAGGGAGGUUGACUCGAAUGGUUGACUCGAGAGUUCUUUAUGAUCUUAGUUUAGAAAACGCCGAGCAAAGGAAGCUGGAUGCUGCUUUUGGUUAUGCGAAGCGUUUGCUUUAUUUGGAAGGUGGGUCUCACGUUAAAGGGUGGAUGCUAUUGGCUAGAAUACUGUCGGCACAAAAGCGGUUUGGAGAUGGUGAAAGUAUUAUCGAUGCGGCUUUAGAUCAGACCGAAAAUUGGGAUCACGGUGAACUGCUAAGAACUAAGGCUAAGCUCCAACUUGCACAGGGGGAGGUAAAACGCGCCAUUCAGACAUACACUCGAGUUCUAGCGGUUCUUCAAGUCAAGGGUAAAGGUUUUGGAUUGCCAAAAACUCAUAUUGAGGAUGGUGAUAGAACAUUGGAGUUAGAGAUAUGGAAUGAUCUUGCUAAAGUCUAUAUAAGCUUAUCUCAGUGGCCUGAUGCCGAGGCAUGUCUAGUGAAGUCGAAGGCUAUUAGUAACUACUCAGCUUCUACACGACACACUGUUGGUUUUCUCUAUGAAGCAAAAGGUCUCCACAAGCAAGCUCUAAAGCUUUAUAAACAUGCUUUAGACGUGGAUCCGGCCCAUGUGCAGAGUCUUGUUUCCAUAGCUGGUGUGUUCAGGAAGCUGGGUGGGCAGUCUGGGCCGGUGGCCCGAAGCUUCUUGAACGAGGCGUUACGGGUUGAUAGGAUGCACUCUUCAGCUUGGUAUAAUCUAGGCCUGCUUCUUAGAGAUAAGGGCCCAAUGGGCCUAAGAGAAGCUGCUGAUUGCUUUGAGGCUGCAGGUGUACUAAAGGAAACAGAACCUAUCGAACCUUUCAGAUAAGCGAUGUUAGCUAGCGGUCCAACUCAGGCUAGUAGUUGAAAGAUAAGCGAUGGCGGCUCGAUUGUUGUGGCAUCACUUGGUGUUGAUGCUCAAGGAUUUUGUAUUGAAGGUUUUAUUUAUUUUGCAACAAGAAGUGAAAAUGAUAAUA